This is a messenger RNA of Penicillium waksmanii, 345 nucleotides long. RefSeq lists its product as uncharacterized. The transcript has 2 exons. Lineage: Eukaryota; Fungi; Ascomycota; Eurotiomycetes; Eurotiales; Aspergillaceae. The record is from RefSeq and is a predicted model, not a curated record. The coding region runs from base 1 to 345 and encodes 114 amino acids.
AUGAGCGACCAAGCCAAUCACGUAUCCAGUCACUGGGUGAAAAAAUUGCACGCACAUGUCGCUCGUGUUAACACGAAUCACAACGAGGGCCGAGCAGAGAAGGCAAGAAAUGGAGAGAUUCUCUCUGGACAAAAGCCACAAAGCACCUUUCGCGUUCGAGACAACGACAUGGAGAGAAUUAAGAAGCGUCGUCAUGACGCAAAGCGCGACCGCAAGGUCCGAUUCGAAGGGGUUCCGGAAAAGGGAUCUGUCGACGGCUCUUUACCCUGUCAGUCUGAUGAUUUUCAUUCUUCGGCUAAUCGGGAGAUGGAGAAGAUGAAGCAAAUGCUGGAGAAUAUGCAGUGA